UGUGAGAGUCUGUUGCUGUGUUGACAGGGUCAGGUAGAACAGGCUACAGAGAGUUCUGAGGCUAUUACUGGAUCACAGCAUGUCGGACACACACACUCACACACACACCUGGAGAUGAGUCUGACUGAGCUCUGCUUAUGAACUGCUGAGAGAAAGAUCACGAGGUCAGGAGCGACACCUGUAAAAAUAUAUAGAGAAACGGCACUAUGGCACCGAUCUACGUCGCUCUGGGGGCCUGGGAGGCAGCAGAGUUACCAGGGGUCGCAGUUUUCUCACUGGUUACGCUCUUCAUCAUCACCAUCACACUCCUCGCUCUGUGCUCAAGAUGUCAGAAGCACUCCUUUGAUCUAGAUCACAGCGCUCCUGAAGACAGGAAUUCAAACCUAGUCCGAGUUGUUCAACUGGAAACCACCAACAUGUCCAUGGAUAACCCCGGUGCUGCUGACAUCACCAGAGAUGAGAAGUAUCUCAGCACAUUCCGUCCGGACGGGGCGGCAAAACCUGCUGCAGCGCGAGACACCGGGACCUGGAGGAGUCAUACACUAGAUCGUGACCCACAGAGGAUGAUAAAUGGUAGUAUAAGACAAGACCUCACCAUCCGUAACCAAAACCCCAACCCAUCAGCAUUUGAGCCUUCAAUCACUGAAACAAGCCAACAAUCUGAGGAUCAGACUGUAUCUACACACACUCCAGAGCCGCACGAGUUCCAAACAAUCUCACUGGAUGAUCAGACUGAUCAGACUGAACCUGAAUCUCCACCACCAUCAUACACCCCCACCCAGCACCUGUAUGAAACUGCAGAAGAACUGAGACGUCCAGGAGUCUCUAUGGAAACUAAACUGAAUCCAUACGCUACAUAUGAGUCCAUCAUGACAAACAGCACAAAUGACACAAAUGAGCCACAAGAGGGCUGGUCAAAUAUGCCGCCACCACCGCCGCCGCUGGCAGAGGAGCUGAAUGAAGGUCCCAGUAGUCCAGUUAUUGACACAUAUGCCAGAGUCAGCAGGAAAAACAUGAAUUUUAACGCACCAGUUGAGCUGACGCUUGAGGAUGAGGCAGAGGAAGCAGAGCCACCUCUACCACAGAGGAGCUAAACAAUAGAGACAUUGUUAUGAGGUGCCACAAGUCUGCUGAGAUGUGUUAAAUCCUAGGGCUGCAAUGCUCAUUGCUAUAUUACACCCUGUAAACAGUCUAUUUUCACACCUUGUGCCCACGAAAGCAUCUAGGAUUAGGAAUAAAUCUACACUGAUGGGUAAAUACAGGUGCGCCACUGAUUGAAAUGAACCCAGAGAAAAAACCCAACUUUUAACUCAACAGAAUAAAGAAUAAAACAGAACAAAACUCAAUAAACAGAAUAAAGAAUAAAAUAA
Molecule: messenger RNA, 1370 nt
Organism: Astyanax mexicanus (Mexican tetra)
Lineage: Eukaryota; Metazoa; Chordata; Actinopteri; Characiformes; Acestrorhamphidae
Exons: 7
Coding region: 207-1094 (295 amino acids)
Source: RefSeq, a predicted model, not a curated record